AGAAAGAAAAUGUCCAAAACAGAGUGGCAAAACGGUUGAUGCCACCAUCAUCAAUGUCAUUUUCUUCACACGACAAAUGCUUAAAAUAGGCCUUGCUCAGCUCAGCCUUGUCAACAAGAAACACAUUUCCAUUUCCAAAGCUACAAGAACAAAUUAAACAAGCUACGUACCUACGGAGGAGACGACGAUGGAAAACUCCUCCUCGGCCUUCCGCGGCCUGCUGACCAUACCUUCUUUCCUCGUACUAGUGCUGUCUCUAUUAGUCGUCUCGUCAACCGCGGUCAAAGCCACCGGGAACCACCACGAGUGGAGCAGCUGGAUUCCCACCAAGCAGGCGGCGGCCUGCAGAGGCUCGAUAGGCGAGUGCAUGGGCGCAGGCGCCGGUGGAGGAGAGUUCGAGAUGGACUCGGAGAGCAACAGGCGGAUACUAGCAACCGACAAUUACAUCAGCUACGGCGCGCUGCAGAGCAAUACGGUGCCGUGCUCGGUUAGGGGUGCGUCCUAUUACAAUUGCCAAACAGGGGCCCAGGCUAACCCUUACUCUCGCGGCUGCAGUGCCAUUACUCAAUGCCGGAGUUAGUUAAAAUUGAUUUCUCGUUAUUUGUUUCCUUUCCUGUUCCGUUAUUAUUUGUACUCCAAUAAUACAACACAUGAUUUUGUUAUAAUCAUGGAUGAGCGAUACAGUGGACUAUACAAGAAUAUAACUGUUAAUCA
Messenger RNA from Rhododendron vialii, 714 nucleotides. RefSeq names its product rapid alkalinization factor-like. NCBI's taxonomy places the organism in Eukaryota, Viridiplantae, Streptophyta, Magnoliopsida, Ericales, Ericaceae. The record is from RefSeq and is a predicted model, not a curated record. The transcript has a single exon. Bases 188 to 580 code for a protein of 130 amino acids.